AUGGGUCGAGCUGGGUCUGGGGAAGGGGCGGCAGGCGCCUUGUCCGGCCGCGAAGGUGGCAGAGAACCCCUGAAGCGGCCCAAGAAGCAGGCCAAGGAGAUGGACCAGGAUGAGAAAGGAUUCAAGCAAAAGCAAAAAGAGGAGCAGAAGAAACUCGAGGAGUUAAAAGCGAAGGCCGUGGGGAAGGGCCCCCUGGCCACAGAUGGAAUUAAGAAAUCUGGCAAAAAGUGAGCUGUUCCUUGUGCCUGGUGCAAUGGUGAGCCUUAAUUCCAUUCCAGUUUUA
This is a messenger RNA of Rhinolophus ferrumequinum (greater horseshoe bat), 283 nucleotides long. RefSeq names its product translation machinery-associated protein 7-like. Lineage: Eukaryota; Metazoa; Chordata; Mammalia; Chiroptera; Rhinolophidae. The record is from RefSeq and is a predicted model, not a curated record.